UAUAUCAAUCAAGGCAUUUGAACAAUCAUACGUAUGAUAAAUAUACUACACAAAGUUCAAGUCUUCAAAGAUCGCGUUUUAAUGAAGUACAAAUCAUAAAAACCGUACUUAAUCUUUCCACAUGAGCACUAUCAUUUUCAUUGUAUCCUGUAGCUUGAUCAGUUCACUUUUUAAUACGCAUAUAUCACAAUGGAAAAUCAGCGAGAAAUUUUGCAAUAAAUCAUUGAUACUUAGUUCUCGUAUUUAUGUUUUUUUUUUUAUGUGAAAAUAUAGUAUAGUGAGUGAAAUAUGAGUUACAUUGCAAUUGAUACUUAUGAUGCAGACGAGACGGAUCCUGUACUGAAAAAAAUCGAGGAGCACGAGACCUCUGUUAAAAGAUUGAUUAUUUAUGGCAGCAUUAUCGUGUCUCCUGCACUUCUCGGCGGUAUGGGGUUAUCUUAUUCUGCAAUCGCUUUGCCUCAAAUGCAGCUCAGCAUCAGUGAUGCUUCUUGGUUUGGAUCAAUGUUCAACUUCGGCUCUCCAAUUGGUUCGAUAUUAACGGGACUAAUUAUCGAUAAAUUUGGUAGACGACCAUCGAUCAUGAUCAGCGUAAUACCAAGUGUGCUCGGUUGGCUACUGCUACUUUUAGAUUUCCAACGAACUAUUACAUUCAGCGGGAGAAUUUUAACCGGAGUGAAUUCAGGAUGCAUGUACAUAAGUCAGGUGUAUGCUGCCGAAUGUAUCGUAGUAAAUCAUCCCCAUUGGCGUAAUUCGUUGAACGUAUGGCAAGGGAUUGCGCUUUCGUUGGGCAUGAUUUUAACCUACGCAUUAGGUUGUCUCUUACCUUACCGAUAUGUUGCUGCUGCAGCAGCAGUUUUUUCUUUUCUUCUUUUGCUGAUAAACUAUUUGUACAUUCCCGAAAGUCCGCAAUGGUUGUACCACAAAGGACUCAUAAAAGAAGCGAAACGGUCCGAAAAACUAUUAGGAAUUCAUCAGCCAAUUUUAAAAGAUAUCGAUUCUAUAGAAACGCCAUCUUGUUCGAGUAAAACUUCUCAUUUUAUAACUGUGAUUCGAAAAUUGAUGAGAAAAGAUGUUUACAAGCCAUUACUAGUCAUGACCAUGUUAUACACUAUGAUAAUGUUUUCCGGAGCACCGGCGUUUACCGCUUACAUGGUAGAUAUUAUUACCGUAGGUUCGGAAACUAGUCAACCAGCUCAGGAAGUUAUGCCUAGUACGAGACAGUUUCCAUUUUUACGUCAUUAUAUUCAUUAUUUCGCACCCACUACUAAUGACCCCGACUACGAAUUAGGGUUAAUAUCGAGUAUUCUCGGACUCAUCGCAGUAUUCUUAGUUUCAGUUGUGGUACCAUACGGAGGUAUUAAAAAAGUAUACUAUUUUUCAUCUGUAGGCAUGUCCGUAUGCUUAUGCUUACUCAGCGUUUCACUGUUUCACUUUGAUAACCAAUCUAUGCAGAAUGUUUUAAACGUUUUGCACGUUAUUUCGGUGUGGUGUGCGUCGUUUUUCAUUUCUUUCGGGGUCGCAACAAUUCCUACGUCUAUACUUGGAGAAUUAUUUCCUCAUAGUGCAAAAGGUUUUGCAUGUAUUCCUUCGAUUGUAUUCUGUAUGUGUUCAGGCAUUGCUGUAAAAAUCCAUCCGUACUUAUUGUUAUAUUGCGGUGGGGUUUUGUAUGUUUAUUAUGCCAUCCUUCUUUUAGCUAGUACGGUAUUCUUUGCCUUAUUUGUUCCAGAGACUGUUGGCAAAUCUUUAGACGAAAUUGGUCAUUUCUUUUCCGGGUCAAACGGUUUUAUACAAAUGUAGGAUAUGUCAAGUUUUGUCUUGUGUUGCCUAAUAUAUGUAUUAUCGUUUAAAGGAACUAUACCAGUUUCCGUCAGUGGCGUAGCCAAGAUUCUCUCAAGAAGGGGGUAAAAUCAGAUUUUUAAGCACGAAAAAUCAAAAUUUAGAGGUAAUUUUCUGAAAAAAUAGAUCCAAAAAACGUCUCGCGUUCUAUUUUAAAUUUUCGCUUGCAAGGAGAGGACGACGGCUCCCUUCACCCCUUACAAUUAGUUACGCUGCUGGUUUCCAUCACUUUUUUAGGUACCUAUCAUGAAAAUAUAGAUGACAUCUCAUUCCAUUUUCAGUGUUUUCUCAACAACAAUACUUGAAAUGGAUUAUCAUGCCAUUUUUUUUUCCAAAAUAGGUACCUAAGAAUUGUCACGAAUAAGCUUCAAGUUCCUGAUUUAAAAUAUUUCGCGUACAUGUACCUAAGUAUCCUACCUAUACUUUAUACUCUUCUCAGCGCACGUUUUACCUAUUACCUUCUUAUUGUGAUGUACCUAUAAUGUUAUAUUGUAAGCAUUUCUGUAAAAAUAUAAUAUACGUAUCAUGUGCCUUCAAAAAAUAAUGUACGUUGUCGAUAACUUCAUAAAUAAACAUGAAAUAGGUACCUACCUAAGUUUCAAUAAACUGAAAAAAAAAAUCAGUUCCAACAAA
Molecule: messenger RNA, 2469 nt
Organism: Planococcus citri (citrus mealybug)
Lineage: Eukaryota; Metazoa; Arthropoda; Insecta; Hemiptera; Pseudococcidae
Exons: 3
Coding region: 289-1797 (502 amino acids)
Biological process (GO): transmembrane transport
Cellular component (GO): membrane
Molecular function (GO): transmembrane transporter activity
Source: RefSeq, a predicted model, not a curated record